Chara braunii is the source of this 5436-nucleotide messenger RNA. Lineage: Eukaryota; Viridiplantae; Streptophyta; Charophyceae; Charales; Characeae. The record is from the annotation of a GenBank genome assembly.
AGGCAAGGGGUGUAGGUAGGUGUGUGUGUGUGGGAGCACUACGGUAUUACUAGGUAGCAGCGGUCAUCAACGCAACCACUCGUCAGGCGCGGGCAGUUGAAUUGUUAUGCGCAGUGGCAGUCAAAUGCCCAAUUGAUUGGAUUGUCGACAGGGAUUAUGCGAAUGUUGUUGUGAUUGCUCAUCUGCAACAUGGUGGCAGGAGAUGGAAAAGAGCGGCAUCGAUCGUUAAGCUGCUAGAUUUGGGGAGAACAAACACUUGUUGAGGUUGCUGCUGAUGUGGAGGAGGAUGAAGAUGGUGAUGUCGACGCCGGCAUGGAGAUGGUGAUUCGGUAGGUGUGAGUUUCUUGCACAUCGAAUAGAGCAGAGGAGCCCAAAAGUGAGUUGUUGGCGGAGUGGUGUUUAUUCUAUCAGCGGUUUGCGUGCUGUGCAUCGCGCAUCCGUAAAGAGUAUGCGGGUGUGAUGCGUAGGAGGACAACAGGGAUGUCAAAUGAGUGCUUUGGGUGUAUAAGAGGAGAAGAGGGGAGAACGGAGGAGAGGAGAGGAGGGGUACAGUGGUGUUUAUUCUAUCAGCGGUUUGCGUGCUGUGCAUCGAGCAUCCGUAAAGAGGAUGCGGGUGUGAUGUGUUGGAGGAGAAGAGGGAUGUCAAAUGAGUGCUUUGGGUGUAUAAGAGGAGAGGACAGGAGAACGAGAGGAGAGAGGAGAACGAGAGGAGAGGAGAAGGAGAGGAGAGGAGAAGGAGAGGAGAGGAGGGUAUUACUGUGCUCAAAGGUGUAUGUGAUUUCUUGAGGGACGAGAUUCUACGUAGGUACGCGAUCGUUUGCUAGAUUCUUGACUGAUUUGUUGAGAUCGAUCGGCCAAUGUAUCAUCGGACGAUGAUGAUGUGCGAUUGUCGUGGCGGCUGUGAAAGGCGUGGCCACCUUAUAGCCUCUCUCUAGGUUAUAUGGCGCUCGUGGAGGGAAGAGCUUUCAACAUGGGUAAAGUUUUGGUUGAAGGCUGAUAGGUGCAGGUUACCUGGUUAUUUAUUUAUUUAUUUGUUUAUUUAUUGACUCUUGGAAAUCCAAUGGUACUACGGUCUUAUGCGUGGAAGAAGAACGCGUGUACGGUCCCUUCUGCGUGGAAGGGCGUCUUUUCUUUGCUCUACUUGUAAAGAGAGUAAAGCAAUUAAGAAGACCGCAUGCCCACUCGUGGGUUUUCUGUUCGAUUGAAGGAGGAGAGGAUUCUUUUGGAUAGGAAAUAUAUAUGAUAGAAUCGCCCCCGACGAAGAUUAACCCAGACAACGGUGAGCCCCCCGCCUGUCCUUGGCGCCGCCGACUCAGCUAAUCGUAUUGUCUAUACGUUUAUUGAUCGUCUUUGUGUUCCCUGAUUGGCUGGCUGGCUGGCUGGCUGGCUAUGGAGCCGAUGAGAGACGCCAUCGUAGCCGAUCUGCCUGUCGAGGUGAUUACCAAGAUCUUCUCUUUGCUGCCGAUCGAGGAUCGCUUACGUGUCCUUCCUCUGGUGUCCCGUUCGUGGCGCUCUCUGGCACGGCUGCCCGAUUGCUUCCGCGAGGUCGAUGCCGCCUCUUGGUGCGAGGGCCGCGUUCUGUCCAUCGUGAGCGAUGCGACGUCGGAGGAAUUCUUGUUGCCGUCAUCGGGAGAAUGCAGUCACCCACAGGAUGAGCUUGUGAAGCACGUGCUGGAGCUCGGCGAUGGCAAUCUCUCCGUCCUACGCGUGAGCCACUGCAGCGUCUCUUCGAUCGAAGCGCUGUCGAGCAGAUGCGAUAACCUUAUCCAUUUAGAGAUACGGAAUCAGCACAAGGGAUCGAUCGACUGUGCACUGGGAGAGGUGGUGAAGAGGUGUCGAAACCUUAGGCACUUGACGCUGAACCCGUUGUAUUAUGAGUGCGCGGGAAUGGCAUCUGUCAUCACGAACGCGUCUCUCGUGGCAAUUGCCGACAACUGUCGGGAUCUUGAAGAGUUGGACGUGAGCGGCUGUCGCGGUGUCACACGAUCUGGCCUCGUUGCCGUGGCUCGCGGAUGCAAGCGCCUGAGGUCGCUUUCGGUCGAUCACUGCAUAGAGAGUGCAGACGCGGAUCUCGUUGCCACGUGUCUUGCAGAGAACUGCCCGCUGCUGGAGAAGAUCAGCUUCGCGCGCUGUUCUGUAGGGGAGAGAGGAGUCGAAGCGCUCUCGCAGGGCUGCUCUCUCUUGCGCCGCGUCAAUCUGUCUUGUUCGCAGGACCUGACACGUGUCUGGAGCUCCUCUGUCGCUCGCUUGCCCAACCUCACCGAGCUGAUCGUCGCCGAGAACCGGUGGUUUAGCGACGACCACUUGAAGUCGUUGGCUGCCGCCGAUUGCGGCCGGCGAUUGGCGGCCGUUGAUCUACGGCUGACGGGAGUUUCCGACGUCGGGCUCGUGCCGUUCGUCGACACGUGUCGGGCGCUGAAGGCCAUCGAUGGCUCGUGGUGCGAAAUCGGCGAUGCAUCGAUGAGAGCGAUCUGCGAGUGCUGCAAGGACCUGGAGACGUUGAGAAUGGUCUUGACCUCAAUGACGGACGACUGCCUCGUAGGAAUCGCGCAGAAUCUCAGACGGCUCACGUCUCUGCAUUACGUGCCACGUGACCAUUGCCGAACGCUGCGCAACUCGGGGGCGAGGAUAGGGACCGAAUUGGUUUUCCGUAAUUGCUCACGCAUCCGCUCGCUGGGAUUUGGAGUGACGGAUCUAGAGGCGUCGCCGCCGCCAAAGCAGCAACCUGGGGCUAAUUUCCACCAGCAGCAUGUGGUAGUCGUCGGGGGGAUGGAGAAUGCCGCUCCGUCUGGAACUAGUACGACUACUUCGUGUCCUUGUUGUUGUGCAAGUAGCAGCAGCAGCAGCAGCAGGAGGAGGGUCGUGCAGAUGGCCGCGUCGACGGCCACGAAUCUGGCAGGUCGGAAUUGUCGUUCUCAUUCUCCGCCGGCGAAUACGAGCGGGGCGUGUCAGCAGGGAGGGGCGUUGGACAGGCGGGAGGAGGGGUUGGCGUCGGUGGUGCGGUGCACGGCGGCGGAAGGGUUGCGCGAUGAUGACGUCAACGCCCGAUAUAAUCGCAGCGCGGGGCCGAACACCGGGUUUUACUCGUACACGUUGUUUCGGGCCGUGGCUCAGUUGGGAUCGGUACUGGAGGAGGUGCUUCUCCGCGGGCCGCUCGUCGGAGGCGGGUUUGUAGAUCUGAACGGCCAGCUAUGCUCCUUCGCGAGGAGAUGCCCUAACGUGAAAGCAGUUGCCUUUCACGCACUGCCUUCGCUUACCGACGAGACGGUGGUGGCGCUUGCAGCGGCUUGGCCGUUGCUAGAGAGGGCAGAUUUCGUAGACUGCCAACAGGUAACGAGUGCAUCGCUCAAGGCACUCGCUUUCCGAUGUCGCUCAUUCCGCUGGCUUCGGAUACAGAAUUGCCGAGGGGUGGGAUCGCGCGUCUUGUAUGGAGAUUUGCGACGAGGAUUGCCGUCCUCCAGAGAGGUAUUCCUCUCCGCUAACGGCACUGUAUAUUCUUGAAGAGGAGAACCUACCUAAGCUAUUGCUAGGGGUGUGUGUGUGUGUGUGUGUGUGUGUGUGUGUGUGUGUGUGUGUUUCACACACACAAAGAAAACGAGAGAGAGAGAGAGAGAGAGAGAGAGAGAGAGAGAGAGAGAGAGAGAGAGAGAGAGAGAGAGAGAGAGAGAUCCUCUCCGCUUACGGCAUUGUAUAUUCUUGAGGAGAACGUACUUGAAUGCUAGUGCGAGGUGUGUGUAUGUGUGUGUUUCACACACAAAGAAAGCGAGCAAGCGAGAGAGAGAGAGAGAGAGAGAGAGAGAGAGAGAGAGAGAGAGAGAGAGAGGAUGGGCCGACGCUGGGGAAGAAGAGGGGGAAAUGGCGCGACUGGCAGGGGAUGUAGGUCUGUUGUGAGAAUUGUAGAUGGGAGACAGGCGAAAAAAUGUGUUGCGUCGGAUAUGGCGAGUUUGAGAGAGAGGGAAGGGGGGGGGAGAGGGUUUGCAGGGGAGGAGGGAAGGGGAUAAAGAGGGAGGGAGCCUGUACAUAAAUGGUCAUACCGUGUGCCUGAGUUACGUGUACUUGUGCUGAGAGGUUGCAGGCGAAAGCAGUGAGGUGUUCUCCCGAUGGAGUAGUGCGUCUGGUUUGGGAAAGGAAGGCGGAGAGGUAUGUAUUACCAUUAUUAGACAACCAAAGAGAACAAGGACACAGUUGGAAGAGGAAGGGAUCAGGGAGGGAGUUGGACUUCACUUCGCUUGAUUUCGAUUAGUCACGCUUGAGCGCCGCUGCUCUCUCUGUUCGGCCAGUAGUUUUCUGUCGAUGGUGAGGAGGAAGCUCUCUAGUAAAAGCUAUGCUCAUCCUUCGAGUGUCCAUUUUCCUCGACAUGGAGGAGGAAGAUAAGGCGUCCUGCCGUCCUUGUCUGGCGUUCAGUGUGUGAGAUUAGUACAGGGCAAAUUGAACUGGUGGUUUUGGUGUGUACCGCUUUCUCUCCGACCGACGGGAAGAAAAGAAAGUAGAUGAACGGCACCAGGCGGCCGAGGGGCGGGGGGUGUUGUUCCCCCCCCUCCCCUCUCCUUAUGUGGGUGGGCGAGCUCGAAUGGGUAGAGAGAGAGAAGGCCCAUGCCGCGCUGCAACAGGGCGUCGUCCUGUUGUUUAGUUUAGGUUAGGAUGAACCUCUCGUGAUAUGCGAGUCAAAUUCAUGUCCUUAGCUCGUAGGCUAGGUUGUGAAAUGGCCGUACCUCAAGUGUCCAUUCUCGAUGCGAGUUUUACCUAAUUCGGUGUUAUAAGACGGCGCUAGAGUGUGGUGUAGGACGGUCGCUCGGUGCACACGAGCGAACGAACGUACGCGUGUAUCAUAGUGACAACGAGGUGGGUAGGUGGAGGAAAGGCGGAGAGAUAAUUAAUCUGCUUAUUUAUUGUUCGUCUAGGUCGCAUAGGCAUCAUCAAAUUCGCAAGACAGUAAAAUGAGGGUGUCUGGUUGCUGAGAUUCCGUUGCGUUCCGUUUGGUGUGUUUUUGUUUUUUUUGUUUUCGAAAAACCAUCACUACUGUCACUCUUCUGAUAUUCGUCGGAUUCGUGGUGGAUGAGUGGAAGGUACAGCGAUCACAGAACUGUAUCCUUGUUCCUAACUCUCUGUGUGUCUGUGUGUGUGUGUGUGUGUGAGAGAGAGAGAGAGAGAGAGAGAGAGAGAGGGUUGGGGGGGGGAGUUGAGAAUUUGAAGCCUUCCUCAUGGGAAGCGCAGGAAACGAAGAGUGGACUCCCUGGCCCUCUCCCUCGGGCCUCUUUCCAGCCUCCUCCCUUUCGUGUUUUUCUCGUUCUGCUUCUUAACUUUCCCUCUUGACUACUACUCUUUCUCUCUCACGUCUGCUCGCUUUUGACUUUCCCCUGUACUCUCUCUCUCUCUCUGUGUGUGUCUCUCUUCUUACGUUCUUUCGUACACGAAUGCGUGUACGCCCCUUUGUCU